Messenger RNA from Sphenostylis stenocarpa, 363 nucleotides. NCBI's taxonomy places the organism in Eukaryota, Viridiplantae, Streptophyta, Magnoliopsida, Fabales, Fabaceae. The record is from the annotation of a GenBank genome assembly.
AUGCGCGAAAAAAACCGCACGCGCACUGUCUCUCGAGUCCUCGCACCACCACAAAGGUGUUGUGUUGGGUUGGGGUCCCCUUGGACAUUGAGACGGAUAGAUAUUGGUUUAGGAGGAGGACCGAAAGAGCAUAGAACUUGGCCCCCCACACUGGCAAAGUACAACAAGUUCGGAGUUCUCGGGGGUGGGGCGUGGCUAAGAGAACACGAUAUACCACCAAUUAAUUCUCUCAUUCUUGGACUUAUGAAUGCGGCGAGUGAAGACAGAAUGAAUAAAAAUAAGAUGAAAGUGAAGGGAAUGAGAAACAUUGAUCAGCCAAGACAAAUUCAGAACGGGGAAUGCUCACCAUCCAUUUCCUCUUGA